Molecule: messenger RNA, 2094 nt
Organism: Insectozyma verbasci
Lineage: Eukaryota; Fungi; Ascomycota; Pichiomycetes; Serinales; Debaryomycetaceae
Source: the annotation of a GenBank genome assembly
AUGUCAUCAACAAAAAAGACAUUCAAAAAUAAUAGUAAAAGAUUUGGUUCUAGUUCCAAUAAUUUAUCAUCUACAUCAUCAAAUAAUAAUUCUGGUUCGUUGGAACUAGCUAAUUUAAAAGAGAUGUUUCCAGAUUGGGAAUCAGAUGAUUUACAAAGUUUAUUAAAGGAACAUUCUUUAGAAUCUGUAAUUGAUUUGAUUGUUAAUAAUAAAGUAUCAAAAUGGGAACCUAUAAAAAAGGAAAAAAAGAAGAAGGAAAAAGAUGAAAUAGAUGUAAAUAAUAAUAAUAAUGUAACUGCUAAUAAUAGUAAUAGUAUAAAUUCAAAUUUUGCUUCAAAUAAACCUUUUAAUAAACAGAAUACUAGGGCAAAAAAAUCAACCAAUCCAGCUAAAAGAAGCGCAGGGGAUUUUAAAAAAGUUGGUGGUGAUACUGUAACUAGUUCAAAGAAACUUGAAAAAGAAAAAGAAAAAGAAAAGGAAAAAGAAAAGGAAAAAGAAAAAGAAAAAGAAAAAGAAAAAGAAAAAGAAAAAGAAAAAGAAAAAGAAAAUAAAGAAUUAAUAGAAUCAAAAGAUGAAACUAAAAAUGGUGAACAUGAAAAUGAAGAAGUUUCUGAUAAAAAAUCAGCUUUAAAAAAUGCUAUGGUUCCAGAAUUAAAAGAAGGAUUUUCUUGGGCUUCUGCAAUAACUCCAAAAACUGUACCAAAAAAGAAACUAACACCAAUUGUUCAAGAGGAAAAGCAACCUGAAGAAAAGGAAGAAUUAAAAGAACAAGUUGAUGAAAAACCAGUUGAAGAAAUAACUCAAGAAACAAUAGAAUCACAAGUUGAAGAAGAAAUAUCAACUGCUCAAACUUCUGCUCCAUCUCAAGAAUCACAACCUCAAUCACAACCUCAGCAACCACAACAAUCACAACCUCAGCAGCAAAACCAACAACAACAACAACAACAACAUCAACAACAUCAACGAGCUCAACCUCAAGUUGUAUUACCAAAUCAAGAACUGAUUAAUUCAGUUGGUAUUUCAUUUGGUUCAUUAUCUUUAAGUGAAGAAGAGCAACAACAACAAGCUCAAAAAGAACAAUCACAAGAACAAUCAAAAGAACAACAACCACAACCUGUGGAACAACAAAGAUACGGUUUAUAUAAUCAACAACAACCUAGACAACAACAACAUAGUGCAUAUCAACAACAAUACACCAAACAACAACCUCAGCAACAACAGUAUGAUUAUUAUAAUCAAUUUCAACAACAACAAUAUCCACAAACUGCUGCUCAACCAGGUGCUCAAUUUGGUGGUUAUCCAGGUUAUGAUUAUAAUGCAUAUUCACAACAAGCUGCUUCUGCUGCUUUUGGUGGUAUUGCUUCACCAGCAGCAAAUCAUACUGCAACUUCAAGCGCUGGUUAUUCACAGUACGCUUCAGCUCAACAAGCAGCUUCCAACUCGGCUGAUUCUACUCAAAGUCCAAUUUCUAAUCCAACAAGUUUACAACAACAACAAGCUGCUGUUUUAGCUGCUCAACAAGCUCAACAAGCACAAGCUCAGCAACAACAACAUACUCAACAGCAGCAAAUUCCAACACCAUUUGCUUAUCCAUAUUAUUAUGGUUAUUACAAUAAUCCAUACUUUAAUUCAGCUGGUAAUUUGGGUUCAAGUGGUUUUAAUACUGGUGUUGCUGCUGCUGGUUCAGGUGUUAUUGGUACUCCUCAACAACAAAAUCAACAAACAUCUCAACAACAACAACAACCACAAACUCAACAACAAUCUCAACAACAACAACAACAACAACAAACUUCAUCUAACGGAUUCACUGGUCAACAACAAUAUUACACUCCAAAUCAAUUCAAUAACAGAUAUCCAGGUUAUUCAUAUCCACAACAACAAUUUCAACAACAACCACAACAAGGUCAAUCACAACCAAAUCAACAAUCAAGUGGUCAAUCCCAAGCUUCAAACUCAGAAUCUGGUGAAUCUGGUCAACAACCACAAACAAAUCAACAACAACAACCAUUACCUCAACAACCAAUAAUGCCUCAAUAUGGUGCUUAUCAGCAAUAUCCUCAAUAUGGGUAUCAAGAUAGAGGAGCUUGGUAUUAG